GCCAGGAACAAAUGUUCAACAGGAGUCGGACCAGAUAAAGACGGAACUAGACUUUGCCGCUGAUAUUUCACAGUUGUCACUCGACCGGAAAUAAACCAAUAAGCAAUAAAGCCAUGUUAUAUCUUAUUGUUUCUUUGGCUGUUUAGGACGACCACAUAGAUGGACUUCCAAAGACCUUCUGCUCAUGUAGCAGGUCCUUCAGUAGAUAUGACCCAGAGUACAGAGGAGGACACUUUGGUAGACGGACCACUGAUCUCUGCUGAUGCACUUCAUUCUGCCAUCAGAAGAGAGUUUCAAACAUUGCCAACACAUCUUCAUGCUGCCUUGCUGUCUCUUCUGCAUAUUGUCUUCGUUGUGUUGUCAAUAUGUGUGGCCGUUCUGUGUGUGCUGAAGUUUGGCCAAGAGGAGAGGUGUAUGCACUUUCUGGGAAAUGAACCUGGCAACAGCAUCAUAGUUUACGCAAAGGCGUGUUUGUGGCUGCUGGUCCUGGCGUUCUCCUGCUGUGUGCAGCAUCAUCACAAUAAAGUUCGGGGCAGAGGAUACCUGCAAUUUUACAGACAAACACAGCAGCUGAAACAUCUGCCGUUCACAAUACACUCUUCAGGAAAUGUCUUGAUGUUGAUAUUUCUGACUGUCAGAUUGUCCCAGACGGUGCGUACCUACAUGCUUCUCAGCAUUCUGGGGCUGGAGCUUUUGUUGACUUUUCCAUGUCUUCUGUACUACGCAGUCAAAGUAAUGCAGUUCAACGGUGAGCGUGCUGCGCCAGAUGUAAACCAGGAGGAGCUUUCACACUCAUACAGUGUGACGGGCCAACCCAUUGAGACCGGCUUCAGAGGAGCAUCCACUCUGGAGGAGGUGGUUGAGAAGCAGGCCGACCUGAUAGAGUACCUGAAACACCACAACAGUUUGCUGAGCAAGAGGCUGCUCAACCUCACUGCCCAGCACUAACUGCACUCUGGCCCCCCUGUUUUUUGUUUGUGCUGUCCACCCCACAGCAGCCACAAACCCUCUGAGUGAGCCUUGAGAUUAUACUGCACCCAGAGACAAACUGUGAGUUCAAAAGAGCUGGAUAAAUACGAAAGCAAACAAAAGCACCUGUACACUCAGACUGAGCCCGCAUGCUCUGUGAGGCGUCCUCACCGGAGAUUCACAGAUAAAAAAAAAACAAGUGGAGAGCAAAGGGAGAAAUGGGACCGAGGUGAGGAGUCACGGGUCACAGAUCAGAGGUGAAGGUUUUUCUUUUUAUCAUUCCCUUGACCCGCAGCGACCCGGUUUUUGUUUCUAAAGGAGAAACGGAGCGGAGAGAUCAGUUGCACAAAGGAAAGAGAAUUCAUCACGUCUGGAUUUAAGAAAAUGUUCUAUCCUGCUGAUUUUAUCUGUCUAUUUCUGUUUUUUUUUUACAGUAAAUCUGUGAAUUAUUAUGUGUACUUUAAUCCCAAUAAAAUCUGUCAAUAUUCCCAUGUUUUAAUUUACUUAGUUUUGUUUUCAUAAUUGAUAGGAAUUUAGAUGAAGUUCACGUUUGUUAAACGUUAAUUAAAAACCAUAACUCCG
Oryzias latipes (Japanese medaka) is the source of this 1551-nucleotide messenger RNA. RefSeq names its product transmembrane protein 192. Gene Ontology annotation, cellular component: late endosome; lysosomal membrane. The record is from RefSeq and is a predicted model, not a curated record. Lineage: Eukaryota; Metazoa; Chordata; Actinopteri; Beloniformes; Adrianichthyidae.